Nymphalis io (European peacock) is the source of this 6435-nucleotide messenger RNA. It is a transcript of the gene RhoGEF2, whose product is annotated as rho guanine nucleotide exchange factor 11. The transcript has 37 exons. NCBI's taxonomy places the organism in Eukaryota, Metazoa, Arthropoda, Insecta, Lepidoptera, Nymphalidae. The record is from RefSeq and is a predicted model, not a curated record. Gene Ontology annotation, molecular function: G protein-coupled receptor binding; guanyl-nucleotide exchange factor activity. Bases 271 to 5271 code for a protein of 1666 amino acids. Gene Ontology annotation, biological process: G protein-coupled receptor signaling pathway. Gene Ontology annotation, cellular component: cytoplasm.
AAUAAGUAAAAUGGCUGAAACUCGUUGGACUGCGACAGACGUCCCGUGAAAUAUGUGUAAUAUUGAAGGGUCAUUAUUGUAAAUAAACAUUAAAGUGCAAGUGGCGUAUUUCUUGUCGUGUUCCGUGAUAGUGCAUGCUGUGUUCAUCUGUGUGUUAACAUUGUGGUAAUACAAAUAUAAAGUAAAGUUUUUAAGUGUUUUUGUGUCUUGUUUUUACGGAGAUCAUCAACUUGCUGUCUGAUUUGGAUUUAUGUUUACUUGGUUACGGUGAUGCUAGGCGGGACGGUAGGUGCGGGGUCGCCGGGCGGCGAGGACCUGCUCACCGUCACCGUCGUGAGUGACGAGCACGGCUAUGGAAUGAAGGUGUCAGGUGACAAUCCCGUAUACGUGCAAUCAGUUAAGGAGCACGGUGCCGCUUGGCGCGCUGGUCUGCGCGCUGGAGACCGUAUCCUGAGAGUUGACACCGUACCGGUACACCAUCACACUCAUCAGCAAGUCGUGCAUAUGAUACGAGCCAAUCCCACCACAGUACUGACAGUGCAACAGAACAGUUCACGGCAUAACAAGACGCCGAUAACGGCGCCGUUCCCAGUAAACCAAGAGAAGCAACGACAGCUAGAAGUAUCCAAAGCGCAGACGGUGCGGUUGAUGCUCGAAAAGGAACAAAAGUACAUGAGGGAUCUUAGAAAUGAGCUGCUCAAAGUUCCAGAUGUAAGGAAGCAGGCGCAGCUCGAGUCCGCGGAACAGCGGUGCUUCACGCUCCAGCAUGAGAUAGACUCCAUCAUGGCCGCUCAGUCCCCCGGCACGCCGAAGGCCGGGCGCGCCAAGGAGGCCGAGCGCGGCAACUCGGGCUUCCUGAGCGGCAUCCCGCGCUCGCUCAGCAACCUGACGGGGCAGAGCCUGCGCAACCUGCGCCAGAGCCGCCAGAAGGCGGAGGCGCCGCUCGUGCGCCAGAACUCGGACGAGGGCCGGCGGCGCGCGCACACGCACACGCCCACGCACUCGCCCAGCGCGCCGCCCGUGCCGACCACGUGCCUCGACGCCGCGCCGCCGCCGCUGCCGCCGCGCCGCGCGCCCGCCAGCCCGCCCGCCAGCCCCGCCAACCCGCUGGCCGUGCCGCACAAGCACUACUACAAGAAGCCCUAUCCGAUGCAUCAGUCGAUGCCUCCGUAUAGGGAGGAGAAGAUGCGGAGAUCCUCUCAUUCCUUGGACGGGGAGCUCGAGGGACCUCAGCCGAAUUCGAUCGCGUUGCAGAUGAACUAUCCGCUGGUUAACGCGCCGCCGCCUCCUCUGCAGACGGAUAUUCGAGGCGGCGUUCCGGUUCUGCACGUGAGGAGUCAGUCGUCUCCGGAGCAUCUGGACCACGAGCUGCCUCGAACGGACGCGGAGCGCUGGGCGCGCGGGCCGGCGCCGCCCGGCACGCCGCCGCCGCCCUACCCGCCGCCCUCCCCGCGCCCCUCCCCGCACCCGGCGAACCCGUGUGCGGAUCCCCAACGAGCGAUAAUAUCUAUGGAGGAGGACGACUCGCCGGCCUCCGACAACUCCUCGUAUUCCGGGCUGUUCUCGAAUCUUCGAUCCGUGCGAGAGUCAAAAGCGAGAACGGCGGUCCUCAUAAACUGGCUGCUGGGCGAGAGAAGGUGCGCGUGCGCGAGCCUGGUGCUGGUGCUGACGGACGCGUACCGCGGCGCGGCCGGCGUGUCGCCCGCCACGCUGCGGCGCUGGGCCUACGAGAUACACUCCACCUUCCUCAUGCCGAACGCGGUGUUACAAUUGAACGGCGUCGAUGAGAACAUGGCGAACGAAAUCGAACACGUUCUAGUUAAUGAGUACGACAAGGAGGAGCUGCUGCGGAACGUGUUCCUGAAGGCGCGGCGGCAGGCGAAGGAGGAGCUCGGGCGGCAGCUGAGCGAGUUCCAGGUGAAGCGGCAGGUGGGGCUGGGCACGCUGUACGGCCCCGAGGACAGCGUGCUGCAGCGCUGCUCGCUGGACAAGGCGCAGGAGCAGGUGGUGGUGGAGCGCCUGCUGUGCCAGCGCCUCGCGGCCGUGGCGGCGGGCGGCGCGGCCGCUUGCGGCGGCGCCUCCGCCCCCGACGCGCCCGCCGCGCUGCUCGCCGCGCUCGUCGCCGCCGCGCUCUGUCUGCACUGCAGGCCGGCGUCCGUGGCGGCGGCGGUGGGGGGUUCCCGCGCGUCGUUCCUGCAACGAGAUAAGCUCUACAAGCAGAGACUCAAACAGCUCACGAAGCAACAUCCACAGCCCUUCGUGGUGCGCGGGCACCACCUGCAGCUGCAGGCGCUGACGUCGGUGGCGCACUGCCACCACUGCGACCUGGUGAUCUGGGGGCUGGCCCCGCAGGCCUACGUGUGCGCCGACUGCAAGCUGCGCGUGCACCGCGCGUGCGCGCGCGCCGUGGACGAGGGCUGCUGCCUGGACGGCGAGAGCGGCCCCAACGGGCCCAAGCGCCUCUCGCGCUUCAUGGAGCGCAUGCACGCGCCGCCGCCCGGUCUCGACACGAGCGAUAAGAAGUCGAGGAAGUCGUCGGGGACCGCGAACUUCCUCAACAUGGAAAGGAGUUUUCGAAAAGCGGAAGACGAAACGUGGGACCAAACGCUGACACCUGCCGCAGUUCAAGGAGAAUCGAGACGAGAGGGAUCGACCGAGGAGCCGACAGCGCCAGAACUAGACGUCGACACCAACGACACCAACACCAAGGAGAACGAAACGAAAGAACACAGUUGGAAAGGCGCGAAUGCAUCUCGCGGCGUAAACCGCGCGGAGAGCUGUCGCGAGCGCGACGCACCAAGACGGGGCAAGCAUCGCAACGCGUCCGAUCCGAACCGGCUCACUGCUCAUCCUAACCAUGAUCUCGAGCCAGGCGCGCCCACCGCUCCCUCGGGCAGCUCAAGUAGUUCCAGUCUCUCUUCUAGAAGCAAUGAGAGCAACACCGUCGCUACUGAACACCAAGCAUCCCAAUCCGACUGGUCCGAGGAAGAGGAACCCCUCGCCGCUCAGUGGUCGGACAGCUUGCCGCCGCACGUCCGAGAUACGAUCAUACUCUCGGCUCCCAUCAGGAAACGACAGGAGGUUAUACACGAGCUAAUAGUGUCCGAGGGCUCGCACGUGCGCUGGCUCAAGGUGCUGGGCGUGGACUUCCUCAAGCCGCUGGAGCGGCAGCCGGCGCUGCUGCCGGCGGAGGAGCUGCGCGCGCUGUUCCCCAACCUGCCGGGCGUGCGCGAGCGCCACUCGCGGCUGUACGCCGAGCUGCGCGCCGUGCGCGCCGACGCGCCCAACCACGUCGUGCAGAUCCGCCCCGUGGCCGACGCCAUGCUCAGCACGCUCGGCGACUCGGGCUACGCCUCAUGUCUCUCCAAGUUCUGCCGCGGCCAGCGCAUGGCUUUGGAUGCGCUGCGUGAAAGGAGGCGCAAGAACAAGGAGCUGCAUCAGUUCCUGACGGGACGGGAGCAGCUGCCGCGCUGUGGACGGCUGCAGCUGAAGGACCUGCUGGCUUGCGUGUGGCAGAGGCUCACGAAAUACCAGCUUCUCCUGGAGAGUAUACUGAAGACGGCGAGCGAGGACGAGAGCGCGGACGGCGAGAGUCCGGAGGACAUCAACCAGCUGAGGAAGGCGCUCAACGUGGCCAAGGACGUGCUGCACAGCGUGGACACCGCCAUACGUACGGCGGAGAACGAGCACCGGCUGCGCUCGAUCCAGAGCAAGCUGGAGGUGCGGCUGCCGGGCGGCGCGGGCGGCGCGGAGUGCGACGAGCUGCGGCGCCUCGACCUCACGGCGCACGCGCUGCGCCACGAGGGCGAGCUGCUGCUGCGCACCGACACCAAGCGCAUCGCCGUGCUGGCGCUCAUGCUGGACGACUGCCUCGUGCUGCUGCAGCGCGAGGGCGACAAGUUCGUGCUGCGCCCGCUCGCGCAGCCCUCGCACGCGGCGCUGCUGUCGCCCAUCAUCAAGUGGGAUAAGGUCCUCUUCAGGCCGAACGCGGCCGUCCGGAACACCUUCUUCCUGAUGAAUAUUAACGCGAUACAGAUGCACGAGCUGUCGACCCACACCGCGACCGAAUAUGUCACGUGGGAGAAGCACAUCCGGGAGUCCCCGCUGGCGCGCCUGGCGGAGACCAAGCCCGCGCUGAGCGCCGCCCACCAGCACACGCGCUCCACCGACGACUCCGGCAUCAACGUGUCAAGGAAUCCCUCCGAUGCGUCCGAGAAAUCGACGUCCAGCGCUCCCCCCGAGGAAGCCUGCGAGAGCGAGCGAGACCGAACGUCCGUAGAGCGAGACGACACGAGCGAACGAGACAAACAGUCGCUGGAGCGGGAGGAGGAGAGGGAGCGGGACACGCGCUCCGUGUCCGUCGACAAGGAGGAGGAGGACGAGAGGCACGACCACCGGCGCGCGGUGGGCCGCAUCAGCACGCACGGAGCGUCGCCCGCCGCGCCGGACGCGUGCGCCGUGGGCGUGCGCGCCGCGCCGCCCGCCGUGCACACCGCCACGCGCGCCUUCUCGCACCACGAGCGCCUGCGGCGGCUCGACGAGGCCAUCCGGCGCGCGCUGCGGGCCAAGAGCCUGGUGGUGGCCGAGCUGCUGGGAGUGCCGCCCGACAGCUUCGCGCACCUGGCGGAGCUGGCAGUCGCCGACACGCUGGGCCACGUCGACGUGUGCGGCGAGCUGCAGACGGCUCGCGAGACGGAGACGACUCCGGAUCUGCACCAGCUGCUGCUGGCGGCGCAGGCGCAAGCGAACCAGUUGACGGAGGCGCUCAGCGGCGCGCUCGCCGUGAGCGACGCGGGCGCCGUGGCCGCGCGCGCCGGCCGCUGCGCCACGUGCCGCGCGCGGGGGCCGGCCGCCGCCGCAGGAGAUACAAAUGACCACCAGACGGAAAAAUCGGACGAGGCGGAGAGCUCGCGCGCAAAGGACAGAUUCGACCACAGCCUGGAGGCCGACGCGUCGUUCGACAUGCUGACCGACCUGUCGGCCUCCGAGUCCAGUCUCGAGGCCGCCUACGAGCCGGCGGGCUCCCCGGCGGCGGCGGCGCUGGCGGCGCGGCUGAGCGCGCACGCGUGCGGGCUGCAGGCGGCGCUGGCGGCGCUGCUGGCGGCGCUGCCGGCGCUGGAGCGCGAGCGCCGCGCGCUGCGCGCCGAGCUGGCCGCCGCGCGCGACCGCGCCGACUGCGCGCGCCACCGGAGAGAAUUUCAAGUGACGGAGGAGAUCUUCCCUAAAGGAGUUGACCAGUCGAUACAGGACCAACCGAGUAAUGGGGGUUGAUCUCCCAGCUGAAGACUUCGCCGUCCGCCCGUGACCCCACUGUGACGCUUAACGAAACUUGACGAAAAAACGAGAUUUUUCUCCAAAAAAUCGAUAUAUAUUUUUGUUGAAAGUUUCAUCAAAUUCGACCCAGCUUCUUGACCACCCAACGGUUUCGAUGUCCCGUCGAAUAUUAAACUCGUACUAAUAUUGUAUAUUUUGUAAUGUAACAGUAAUCGCAACGUUACCGUUUUGUAAUAUUUUUAGUAUUAAAUCAAUUAUUUUGUUUCUUUUUUCGUAUUCCAUAAGUAAUUUGUUGUGAUCGCUUGUAUAAAUAUAUUAUUUUGCGUUUCUAUACUAUACGUGUAUAAAUAAUGUAAAUAAUGUCUCGCUGUAUGUCGGUAUGUUGCGCUACUUUGAAAUAAAAAAAAAGUAUUAUUUGACAAUAUACAUAAAAUUCUGUAUUUUUCAUUGUUAAUAAUAUUAUACGUAUGUAAUGUAAAAUGGCGGCCCGUUGGACGGUUUAUCGAGUUUUUAUAAGUUAUUUAUUUUGAUUGUUGUUAGUAAAUUUUAACUUUAAUUUUUUAAAUCAAUUUUAUAUAAAAGUAAUAUUUAAAGUUUUGACAAUGUUUUUUCUACGAAAUUAUAAUUUUUUGAUUUCUUUUUAUUUAAAUAAAAACAUCAAUAUAUAUAUUUUUUAUGUUAUUGUUUGAAUAUAAGUAUAUCCACGGGGCCGUCCUGUUAUUCCACGUAUUGUACAAACAGACACGAUAUUUUAUAUAGAUAGUAAGUGUAGAUUUGUACCACAGUGCCCUAAAUAUUCCUAGUACCUUGCUAAUGCCAUAUUAACUGACGUAUGUAACUAGUUGAUACAUAGCUGUUUAAUUUAUAUAGAGAAAAAAACCAAAAAAGUAAAGAAAAACAACAACAACCGGUAAAGCGACGUUCACUUCGGCCGACAGUUGGAUGGGUGACCGAUUUUCGACAACUUGUGUAAACAGCGUAGUGAUUUUCGAAUAAGCUUUCUAUGAUAGGAAUUGAUGUUUCCGUAUAUCGUAUUGAAAAUACGUUAAUUUAUAUUAAAUGUAUAAUUAUAUAAUUAACAAGCUGUAUAUAAACAAAAACUAUACACAUUAGAUAUCACUGUACCUAAGUAUGUAACAUAGAAUAAACAUUGCCAUUGUA